AUGGUAAAUCCGUUAACAGUCGCAUUAGGUCCUAUUGGUGGCCUAGCGGCAUGCGCAUGUUGCUUAAUAAUAGCAGCCAUAUGGGGUCUAUUUGCUACAAUGAUAGCACUUGCAGUUUAUACAAAAAGAUGGAAAACAGCAAUUGAAGAUGCCGGAUUUGGUAGUAGUAAUGGAAUGCAUAUGAUACUCAGUCAAUCAUUACUUAUUGGACUAUUACUAGUCUAUGGUUAUAUUGGAAUUAGACGAUUAUUAAGAAGUUAA
Didymodactylos carnosus is the source of this 261-nucleotide messenger RNA. The record is from the annotation of a GenBank genome assembly. NCBI's taxonomy places the organism in Eukaryota, Metazoa, Rotifera, Eurotatoria, Philodinida, Philodinidae.